AUGGAUGCUGAACUUCCAAAAGCAGAGCAUCAUAUGUGUGCAAGACAUAUCUAUGCUAAUUGGAAGAAACAAGGUUUCUCGAGAUCAGAGUACAAAAACUUGUUUUGGGGAGUUGCCUACAGCUACACAGAAGGAGAGUAUGAAGCUAAUAUGGAGUUGGUUAAGGCAUAUGAUCCUUCUGCGUAUCAUGCUCUACUAGUCACGGAACCUCAUAGAUCAAUGCCUGUAAUCAAUCUGCUGGAGGAGGUCAGAAGACAAGCCAUGAGGAGAGUAUCUAGAAGGUUUCUUAAGGCAGAAAGGUGUGAGACAAUUGUGACACCGAUCACAAUGGGGUUAUUCGAGAAAUCAAGGCUUGCCGUUGCUUAUUGUUCAACAACGAGAAGCAGCAAAAGUAUACCAUGCAAACAUGCGAUAUGCAUUUUGGAUGAUAACCAAGAUGAUCCGGUGAGAUAUGUCCCAAAGUACUACUAUACCGAUGUCAUGAAGAAGACAUAUGACGACAACAUCAAACCUGUGAAUGGCGCGAAGAUGUGGAGGAGAACACAUAAGCCUCCAGUAGGGAUUCCUGAGAUGCGCAAGCCGAGAGAUCAUCUAAAUAACCGGGACAGAAGGAAGGAACCAAUUGAGGAUCUGCAGAAUGCAGGCAAAUCAACAAGACAUGGAAGAAUCCCACAUUGUAGCCGAUGCAAGCAAGCUGGACAUAUUAAGAGUAGCUGCAAGAAAAAAGACAUCCCAAAACCACCGACAAAGCCGAGAAAAAGAAGGAAAGCUCCCACCGAUACAAGUUCGUCGCAGCCUUUACCACCAAAUGCAACCGGUGAAGCUGAAGUUAGUGGUUGUGCUCCUCAGCCUUCAGUGUCCACAAAAAAAGUCAAACCACACGUGAAGAAGGCUCCGAAAGGAAGACCACUUAGAGUUAAGAAAACCAUACCGGUUCCAUACGUAGUUGGAACGUUUUGGAGUCCAUACACUAACCAUCAGUUUGAAGUGUUUGGAGACCGUGUGUAUGAUAGGUCUGGUCUAGAUCCACAGGCUCCUCAAGACCCGAGCAUGCAGCCUCCGGAAGACACAAACAUGCAGCCUCCACAAAAUCCAAACAUGGAGCCUAGAGAAGACCCAAACAUGUAA
This is a messenger RNA of Microthlaspi erraticum, 1128 nucleotides long. The record is from the annotation of a GenBank genome assembly. NCBI's taxonomy places the organism in Eukaryota, Viridiplantae, Streptophyta, Magnoliopsida, Brassicales, Brassicaceae.